AUGGACGAAAAGAUAGAACAAUCUUGGGGUGAUGACCUGGAGUCUCUGGGAUAUGUCCUUCUGUACUUUGCUUGUGGCUCCUUACCCUGGCAAGGCUUAAAGGCAUCGACUGACAAGGAGCGGUCCGAACUGAUCAAGCAGAAGAAAAAGAGUACAAGCGUAGAAAGUCUUUGCGAUGGACUUCCAGAAGAAUUUACCACUUACAUAAAGUACACUCGAUCACUUCAGCCUACAGACAAGCCUAAUUACGCAUCCCUUCUGAAACUCUUCAGUGGACUAUUCGCGACAAGGGGCUUCAAAUACGACAACCCCGAAAGGUCGUCAACGACCAAAUCAAUGUCGAUGAUCGGUGGCUUAGAGCCAGAACGGAGAGACCGUCAAAAAUAUGGUGCAGCGGUCCACCUCGGCCGCCUCAAAGGCUGGUCACAAGAAGCGAAACAAGGACGUGCUUCGCAUUUUGUGCAGUGGGUAGUGUGGCAGUUCGGAAGAGACUUGGCGUCCGGAAAACAUCGCCAAGUGUCUUCCCUUGGACGUGAUUAUCCCGUUUACUUAGUGCGGCCGGUGCUUGGUUGCCUCAGCCGUCCCACUCUUGAAUCUCAGCAGGGCGAAGGGAUGGAUCUUGGACUCUGGGGCGAAACUAGGCAUUUGGACUUUGGCUACUAG
Metarhizium acridum CQMa 102 is the source of this 663-nucleotide messenger RNA. NCBI's taxonomy places the organism in Eukaryota, Fungi, Ascomycota, Sordariomycetes, Hypocreales, Clavicipitaceae. The record is from RefSeq and is a predicted model, not a curated record.